AUGUAAAAUUAUAGUAGUGAUGAAGACAUCUCAUCUAUUCCAGAAGAUGAAUAUUAAGAAUAUGAUAAAUAAGAUUUUGAAGCUAUACAAUUUGCUGAUAAUAAAUAAAAUAUAAGCGAAGUUGAUGAGGAUAAUGAUGAUGAUGAUGAUAAUGAAAGUUAACAUGAAUAAUAAUUACAAAAUAAUCAUAAAAUAUAAAAAAAUGGAAUCAAAUUUAGAUUACCACAAAACAAUUAAAAUGAAAAUAAGAAAUCUCAGUUAAAUGUAAAUAAUUUUAAAGUUUUGACUGAAACUACAAAUUAAUUAAAAAACACUAGUAAAAUUGAAAAUAGACCAUCAACUUCUUCAUCAUAUAAACCUAUUUAUACAACUAGCAUUCAUUAAAGUUAAUAGAUGCAAAAAAAAUAUAAUUACAAAUAGAAAUCAUUUAAUACAUUACCAAAAAAAUCUGAUCCAGUUGCUAGAUAUUAAUAAAUGUCAUAAUAAUGGAAAAAAACUAAGUUUUUAUAAAAUACUAAUGGAUAAAAAGAAGGUAGAAAAUUGAAUUUAGAUACAAGAAUUGAAUUAUAAAAAUAAGAAUUAAAAGAGUCUGGAAUGUUUCAUAGAUAUAUUGCAAAGUCGCAAUUAUUUUUAUGA
Molecule: messenger RNA, 636 nt
Organism: Paramecium sonneborni
Lineage: Eukaryota; Ciliophora; Oligohymenophorea; Peniculida; Parameciidae
Source: the annotation of a GenBank genome assembly